Dinoponera quadriceps is the source of this 930-nucleotide messenger RNA. RefSeq names its product trafficking protein particle complex subunit 2-like protein. Gene Ontology annotation, biological process: respiratory electron transport chain; endoplasmic reticulum to Golgi vesicle-mediated transport. The record is from RefSeq and is a predicted model, not a curated record. The coding region runs from base 221 to 811 and encodes 196 amino acids. The transcript has 7 exons. NCBI's taxonomy places the organism in Eukaryota, Metazoa, Arthropoda, Insecta, Hymenoptera, Formicidae. Gene Ontology annotation, cellular component: TRAPP complex; nucleus; cytoplasm.
GAAGGUGGCGGAUUAUCACUUGAAAACGGUUUGUGUGAAGCCGUUGUGACGUCACGGUUUUCGUGCGGUGCGAUCCAUACUACGGAGAUUUCGUAUCUUUCGUAUCUCUCCGAUGGAAACUAUCGAGCGUGAUAAUAAAGAUAACAACUUAUCAAACGUCUUACCUCUCAAGGCUCGGUUUGCAAGUUUAUCCGAGCUGAACUGAGAUUUAUUACGUGAUAUGUCACGGCGCACCCAAGUUAUCCAGUUGUACAAGACGCUGUUAUACAUGGGUCGAGACUAUCCAAAGGGAUAUCAAUAUUUCAGGAGCAAGUUGAGGAGAGCCUUCGACAAAAACAGAGCCGAGACCGAUCCCGAGAAAAUCGAUAACAUGAUAGGACACGAAUCUGAAAAAAUGGUCGCUUGCGUCGCUGUUAUCGGCAAGGAUAACUCCCCGAAAUAUAUCAAGUGUGCGGAUGAGGCCUCAGCGCUGCAGUUUCACUACAAAGUACACACAUCCAUCGAUAUCAUAGAAGAGAAGUUGAGUGUAGGAAACAAAACGGCAGUCGAUACGCGCGACUUGUAUCUGGGUUUGUUGUUUGCAACUGAAGAGUAUAAAAUAUACGGAUAUGCUACUAACACAAAAAUAAAAUUCGUCAUAGUAUUGCAAUCAUCCAAUGUAUCGUUGAGGGAAAACGAUGUGAAAAUGACUUUCAAGAAGCUACAUGCCGCAUAUUCCAAUGCAGUUUGCAAUCCAUUCUACAUUCCAGGUGAUCAAAUAAAUUCCAAGUCAUUUGAUACAUCAGUGAUGGAAAUAAUGAAUGUCAUGUGAUACUCUAGAAUGUAUAGGAUAAAAGUGUUUAAUUUAAUAAAAAUUAAAUUAUACACAAGUAUUCUGUAAUAAGUCACUCGUUAAUGAAUAAUUAAUUAAUAAAUGAUAAUUUCGCGAGA